AUGGUUUUUGUUGAUAAAGAAUUGUUCAAAGUGUACGGUGCUAAUGGUGACUACCGUACAACCCGACCUCUGUACAAAAUUGGCUUCUUUCCAACAACUUUUGUUGCCAAAGCUGAUGAGUUCCCAAGUGAUGUCCUCGAAAAGUAUUUUGCGGACUACGAUGAUAUUUUUGGUGGAAAACUUGAUAACAGCUGUUUGGUUGAUGUUAUUGACCAAAUAGUUAACUUCGGGUCUCUAGAAAACAAAACGAUAAAAGGAAAAGAUAACAUAUGGCUCUUGAUUGAGUUGCGUGACCAAAAUAAUGUGAAGAUGAUGUUUACUCUGUAG
This is a messenger RNA of Eruca vesicaria subsp. sativa (arugula), 327 nucleotides long. Lineage: Eukaryota; Viridiplantae; Streptophyta; Magnoliopsida; Brassicales; Brassicaceae. The record is from the annotation of a GenBank genome assembly.